GGCGGACGGUCGACGGUCUCGGAACCCGUUAGGUGGCACUUGGAAAAAAUUGGAAAAAGGUGAAAACAAUUUCAGAAUAGUUUGCAGUGCAAGUGGAAAGCAAGAAGAAUGUUUUAGAAUUGGUGAAUUCAACUAUAGCGUACGGAAUUCGUGCACCGGAGACCAUCUGUUCUGCUCCUUCGUUGACACGCUUUGCCGGCCGUCGACCUGAAACGAGAAAAAAGGGUGCGAGGUGCGCGUCGCGCGUGUUCCCCCAAGAAGUUAUUCCGGAGUUUCCAUCCGUUUUUCUGAGUGUGCGUGUGCAGCAUUUCUAAUGCCCCAUGGAUGAGCGCUCGUAGUGCUGGUUGUGAGUUGUGUGUGGAAAAAAUAGUGCGUUUGGCCGACUGUCCCCGACUAUUUCGGGCAUUCGCGUUUUGCUUGUGGUUGUUAGUUGUCAGUGCCACUCGAAGGUGUGCUCUGUGUGCUGCAGCGUUUGGUUGCAUGUUCUUGCAGCCAGCAGUUUCUGCUGGUGCAAGGCUCGAUGUGUCCCCGCAAUAGAGGUCUUUGCGGUACGCGAUUGGUGGUACAGAUAAGAAAAUGAUGCGCAAAACUUCACGCUGAUUCCAGUACCCUAGUGGAAAAGAAGGUGCAUUUCUCUCGCGCUCUCGUCUCAUAGAUUACUUCAGUUCGAGUGAAAUAAGAAAAAGGAGCAAUAAAGUCUUCCCAGGGAACACAGCGUGUGUAGAAGUGUUCCGUGGCUGUUCAAAAGAAAAUCUCAUUUUAUCGAAGGCCGAACUAAACACCGGGUAGCACAAAAUGUCAACAUCAUCGGAAAGGGUGGAAUGGGUAGAGAUCAUCGAGCCCCGUACGAAGGAACACAUGUACGCCAAUUUAACCACUGGCGAAUGCGUAUGGGAUCCUCCAGAGGGCGUUAACAUCAAACGAACCGAUGCAUCGCAAUGGUGGGAGCUGUUCGACACGAAUACGCACCGCUUUUACUACUACAAUGUCGCCUCACAGAAGACCGUCUGGCAUCGGCCGCAGAACUGUGAUAUCAUCCCGCUGGCGAAGCUGCAGACGCUCAAGCAGAACACGGAUCCCAGCGACCGGAAGGAGGCGACCCUGCCGCACCACCAUCACCACCACCACCACCAUCAUGGCACCGGCAGCGGCGGAAGCGGUGGAAGCGGGACCGGCGGCAGUGGCCUCGGUACGCUCGGCGGUUCCUCGAAGCUGAGCGGCAGUGGCACGGUGGGCAAAUCGUGCGGCCAUCGGACGACGACCGGCGUCACGGACUAUCGCGAUCGGGAUCCGCACCAUCGGAGUUCCAGCUCGGGGCACCGGCGUGCCGGGGCUGGCGCACUGGAUCAGCGCAGCAACAGCGAGCUGCUGGCCAGCCCGCAGGGAAGACACAGCCUUCAGCACAGGUUGCCGCCGAAAACCAUUACCUCUCCACUGACUGAUGUGAGCCACGCGUCGAUCGGUCGGCUGGAUUCGCACAAAUUUUGCAGACACGGACAUCACCCAACGGGCGGUGGCGGCGGCAGCGGCGGCGGAGUGGGUAUAGCGGUACCGUUGGCCGGCUCGGUCCGUGGCAGCCAGCGCUAUCCGGCCAGCUACAGCUACCAUCACCAGCAGCAGCAGCAGCAGCGAUACCAUCAUCACCAGCCGGACGGAUCGCACAAGUCGACCGAGGGAAGCCUUUCGAGCAGCUACCGGCGGUUGCACGGUGCCGGAGGAGGUGGGGGCGGCGUACCCGGAAGCGUCCCGGACACGGGCGGCAGUCUGCUCCGGUACGGCAGCGGCUCGAGUGGCUACGGGACGAAUGGCGGCGGUACGGGUAGUAGAAAACACAAUGCCGACAGUAGUAGUGGCUACCGGAUGCUGCAGGAAAGUUCCAGCUCGCACAACAUUCCACACUCGGUGGUAGUUCCUUCACCCUCGUCGUCGUCGACGGCGGCAGUGUCCGCGAUGAGCAGCAGCGAAAAGCUGGCUCUCUCCGCGUUGCACCACUCGCCGGCCCUGCCCCCGUCGCACCAGAUGCUCUCCUAUUCGGUGUCGAACUCGUCGGACCUGGCGGCCGCCGGCAGCCUGUCGUCCCCGUCCCACUCGCUCAGCACGCCCCAGUUCAAGAAGAAGUUCAUGCACGACGUGGUUGGAGGCGGUGGCGGUUCGUCGAAGUCGUCCUCUAAAGAUGGCGCCCUCGGUGGAGGGCUUGUGUCCAAGCACGAAAGCUUCGAUUACGGUGGCAAUCCAAAUGCCUCGUCCAUCUCACUGACACGUUCGGGGAGCUUUCUCUCCUCGGCCGGUAUUACCAGUGGGGUCGGUGGAGGCGUAGGAACGCCAACGUCCGCCCGACCCUAUGGGCCAUCGGGAAGCGGAGGAAGUCACCAUUCGUCCGUCGGUUCGCAUCGGAAGGGAAGCUUCGAUGGGAAUGGUGGUGGAAGUGGUGCUGCUGGUGCAAGUGUCGGUGGUGGAGGAACGGCAGGUGGAGGGGCAGGGAGCGAUGAUUCGAUGCACGAGAAGUACUUCAAGUCGGUCGAAAACACGCCCGUCACUCGGCGACGUCACACAACCACCUCCAAGUCGCCCCUACAGCAGCAGAAGCAGUCGAGUGAUUCUAGUCCCCAGAGCCCAAUCAGCCCUCAGCAGCAGCAGCAGCAGCAACAGCAAGUGGUGGGUAAAGUGCAGCGACCAUCGGCCUUGUCGGUGGAGCUGUCCCCGGGCAGCAGUUACCAGAACAGCAGCAGCAAAUCUUCUAGUCACAAAAACAGCAAUACCAACAGCAACAGUGCCACCGGUGGGGAUCAUGGGCCCGAACAGUUCAACCUAGAGGGGGGCGGUGGCCUCGGUGGUGGUGCUAAGCCGGACAAAUAUCUGGAUAAGAUGAAGCUCGACCGUGGUGGCAAGGUGUCGCCGGGUGCAAUUUCCAUGGGCGGUGGAAGUGGCGGCAAGCAGUCUCCCUAUCCGCCGCCCACCGUGCCAACUUCUUCCUCUAGUCAUCCAAUGAUGGAGCAGGCCGCCAACAGCGGGGGCCGGGGCAGCGGUGGAAAGGAUCAAUUUUCGCUCAAUCUCAACCAACCCAAUCUGGACCGGCACAACAAAGAGAUGGCCCCACAGACGCUGGAGAAGAAGUCGUCUGGUUCGACGCAGACGGUCGCGUCUAAUAACUCAUCAACGCACAACGCCAAACAUAGCAAAAAGUCUCGAAAUUACAACAAUCACGGCACAACCAGUGGAACUGGAUUCGAUUUUGACUAUGAUAACGGCAACACAUCGCCGUUGUAUUGUAAUUGGGAUAAGGAGAUGCAGGAACAUUUACUCCCACUGCAACACUACAUUCUGGAGCAAGCCAAACUUUCCGGCUCGUACGGACUGGGUGAUAUGGAUUCGGACUCGUUCCACUCGGACAGCCAGUCAGAGCAUUCGUUUUCAGGUCAUGAGCCGGACAACGAAGACUCGGAUCAUUCCGACGGUCCGGGCGACUAUUUGGCACACUUCCCGUAUGAAGAGUACGGUGCACGGCAUGCCCAGGAUGGCGGUGUGUCGUACUACAACUUUGAGUUUAAUUUCGGCGAUCGUGAUGAAAAAGAAGACAUUUCCGAGGAAGUGACGGCAAAAUUAGAGAGCAUUCCAGAUCAAAUAUACAGCCCCGUCAAGAAUCAUCCUCCACUGCACAAAUACUCAUCGUCAGCAUUCCACGGCGUCAAGCCGGGCAUGGAUGGUGGCUUCAUGGGCGACUCCGUUGAUCGCGGCCCGGCGAACGAUGCACUGGCAGGCGGAAAUGGAAUGUUUGGUGGCAAAACAUCCUAUCUACAGCAGAUGGCAGCAGCUGGGCAACAUCAGCUACAGCUACAACACCAGCAACAGUUGCAACAGCAGCAGCAACAGCUACCCCAACAGCAGCAGCAACCCCAGAAGCUCAAUAAAGCCACGCUGUUGCAGCGGUUCCAAGAAAAUCUCACCCUCGGUGUAUCGAGCCCGGCGGCGGGCAGUAACGGGAAGAUAGCUGAAAUGGCGCUGCUGAAGGAGUGCGACAUCGAAAAGUUCGCCCAGGACAACCUGAACCUGCACUCGAAGGGUAUCUUCCGGAAGAAAUCGUCCGUACGGGACAUGCUUAGCUGGACACCGAACGCCAUCAGCCGUCCGAUGCUGUCGCUUGCGCGAGACAAGGCGGGCAAGAAGAUGGCCACCGAUCUGUUCAAGCUGGUGCAAAUCUAUAUGGGCGAUCGGAAGGCGCGCGUUUGGAUGAGCCUGAUGUCGGUGGUGAUCGAUAUCAUAUCGAUGGCCGCAGAGCAACCGCAACUGCGCGACGAGCUGUACAUUCAGAUAUGCCGCCAAACGACAGAAAAUCCAAGCCGUGAUUCGUUGAUUCGAGGCUGGGAACUGAUGGCCAUCUGUCUAUCGUUCGUACCACCCUCACCGACGUUCCAGCCGGCCCUUCUCGGUUAUAUCAAUCGGCACCGGGAUCCGUCGUUUGCCACCAGCUUUCCGGACGUCAGCAAAUGGCCGAUACACGUACAGAUCUCGCACUAUGCUACAAUAGCGUGCCGGCGGUUGGACCGCAUAGGUAGCUCUGGCAGAAGGCAGGCUAAGAGACCAACCGAGGACGACAUCAACAGAGCCCGCGAACAAAUCUUCCGGGAUAGUAUGUUCGGGAACAAGCUCGAUGAGGUGAUGGCACUGCAGAAAGAUCGGUUCCCGGAUCGACAGCUACCAUGGAUUCAGACAACGCUCUCGGAACAGGUGUUGCUUUUGAAUGGAAAACAAACUGAAGGCAUUUUCCGUGUGCCCGCGGACGUAGACGAGGUGAACGUAUUGAAGAAGCAGCUUGAUUGUUGGCAAUUUCCCGAAGACAAGGGAACGAUGGAUGCACAUACUCCAGCAAGCUUACUGAAGCUGUGGUACCGGGAACUGUACGAUCCCUUGAUUCCGGACGAGCUCUACGACGAGUGUGUGCAAACGGAAGACCCCGUCGAAGCGGCCGCGAUAGUAGAAAAGUUACCAAAAAUUAAUAAACUGGUUCUAACCUAUUUGAUACACUUCCUGCAACAGUUUUCCCUACCGGACGUGGUGGCGAACACAAAAAUGGACUCAUCCAACCUGGCGAUGGUCUUUGCCCCAAAUUUGCUACGCUGCCAGUCACAGGACCCGAAGGUGAUACUGGAAAAUGCCCGCAAAGAAAUGACGUUCAUGCGAACGCUGAUACAGCACAUGGACACGUCUAGUGUGGCUUACAUGACUUGAAGGAAACAUAACCGAAGGGGAGCUUGAAGAAGUAAAAAGUUGCGUACACAGCGUCGUGUUCCACUUACUUCCAAUCGAGCGUAUGAUUCUUAUUCGGACAGGACACAGGUACCUUAUCAACUAGCAGCAUCACCGAUGGUAACUUUGUUGACCGUGGGAGCGAUAUCAAAAGCUUGUGUAUCCUUUUUACAGAAGACAUCUAUAACAAAAAAAAUCUAAAUCGUGCAUCGUUUCGAAAGCCAGAAAGCCAAAGCAGUGUCGUAGUAGCUUCUUUUCUAUUUUUCAAAAUUCGUUCGGUAUCAGUCACAUUACACGGUACCAAUAUCAAUCGGGGAGACUAUAAAAUUGAAGGAUUAGGUCGGACACUAGUUCCGAAUUUCGUAGGCACACGAGAACGUGGCGUGUAACUUUGAACACGUUUCCGGUUAGGCUGAGCAAAGUGCGAAAGUGCGAGAUGAGUUCCAGUCAAGUAAUCCUUUUGGCAUUUAGCGUUCCGGCACUGUGGAAAACGAAACGGCGGUCCACAGUAAAUUACCAUAUGUAAGAAGAAAAGAUAACAAAAUAACAAUAACUCUCACUGUCAGGAAGAAACAGUUAGUAAUGAUCGCUUCUAAUGAUUGCUUAUCACACAAAUAAAUUAUUUACAGAUAUGGUAAUCCUGUUGUAUGAAUAUAGCACUACCAUUUCAUCCUUCGAAACAAACUAAAAACGAUAUUGUAACUCAUAACACACUAACACACGAACUUCCACAAGUCAGUCAGUCGUUCACCGUAACACUUCUAAAUCAACCUUGAUAAGCAUGGGGCUGGCACGUGCCUGCUGCACAGAAUAUAACAUAUUCGGUACACGGCAAACCGAAACAGAAAGCUUAUUUGCAACAACAAAGCAAACAGUGAUGAUUUCCCGGACCGGUUUGGCAUAUAAGGGUGGCUUGUUUAAAAAACUACACGAAGUAAAGAUAAAAUCGUAGGGAAUGAUAUUGGAAACCAAGCAACCAAUCACGCCACCUUCGAUAACUCGAUUUCAAAAGUACCGAGUAACGAUUAGGACAAAUGGUUGAUACUUGAUCAUCGAUCAACGCGCGAUGUUUUGUUAGUAAAAAAAGGACGCAUGAGUUAAGACUAUAUUCAAACAGAUUUCCAAACUAUUCGCUUUCCAUUCUAUCACACUUGUGUAGAUUUCACUACAGGUAGAGCUUCGAUUCGGGGGGGGUUAUUUGUUUUUCCUCUUGUCAAACAGAAUGUUCACUCUUUGAACACUCUUGGGACACACGGUAGUUUUUUGUGCUGCAGAGACCAGUUCUUUACCUUAGGCCUGAUCCAAUAAUAAAAGACUUCAUGAUCGGGAGAUUGUUUUAUACCAAAAUAAUGUCUAUAUUCGCUUAAUAGGGCAGUUUGAUUUUGUGUUCCGUAGGAUAGGGUUUCGUUUGUGCUUAUAUAUCGUUCUGUAGAAUAUUGUGUUUUUUGUUCGAAACCAUCGAUUUAUAUUAUUUAAGUUUAAGCAUGUACUCUAAGUAACAAACAGAGUGUUUGAACAGUUCAGUCAAUCAUGAGGUCGAUAGCGGUCGAGCACAAAACAAACCGGAACGUUGUUUCUGAAAGAGGCAGUUGUUUUGGAUCAACUGCAUUCAUCGUUCUACACUUCUCGUCGUACAUCGGCCUUUGGUAAUCUCUUCGGCCUUAGGUGGAUAACGACGCAAACAUGGCAAAUUCCUCCCUCACUACCCUAGGAUCCAGUGUUGUAUUCUCAUAUUGUGAAGAAGUAUGUCCAACCCGGGAACUAUUUUAUGCAGGUGAAAGCUAGCAAACGAUCAAGCAAACAGACGAAGAUACAAACAAAACAGAAAGAAUACUGAGAUAAAUAUAUAUAUAUAUUCUAUAUUGAGAGAGGUUUAACGAAAGAAAGCAAACAAAAACCAAUUAAUAAUUUAUUAUGAAGAACCUUAUGGAUAGAAAGUUGAAUGAGAGCAAGCAAAUGAACAGAUGAAAUUAACA
Messenger RNA from Anopheles coustani, 7220 nucleotides. RefSeq names its product hornerin (gene RhoGAP93B). Gene Ontology annotation, cellular component: cytoplasm; cytoskeleton. Gene Ontology annotation, biological process: signal transduction. The record is from RefSeq and is a predicted model, not a curated record. The coding region runs from base 796 to 5226 and encodes 1476 amino acids. Lineage: Eukaryota; Metazoa; Arthropoda; Insecta; Diptera; Culicidae. The transcript has 12 exons. Gene Ontology annotation, molecular function: protein binding; GTPase activator activity.